AUGAGUUUUUCGGUCACGUUCUCAGAGUUGGCCAACAUAGCUAUACCACAGUGUGGGGUGGUGAACUUCAAAGCCCUUCAUCUCCUGAUCCAGGGCAUCCUGGACCACAUCCAGAUCUCUGGGCUCAAGAAAGUUCUUUCAGGAGAUGAAGAUUUCCUUCAGACCUCACAGGUGGUGAUCAUGCCCAGGGAGGGAGAAGCCCAGACCAUCAUCAACCCCAUGAAGAGGCUCAGCAACAUCUUCGACACUGUGGUAGAACGCAUCAACAAGAUAGAGAAUCAAAUAUCUUCGAUGCAGACCAUGCCCACCACCACGUCUCUGCUGGAGGCCAGCCAGGGGACCAGCAGGCCCGCUGAGGAAAUGUGGAAUACGAUCAAGCUCCUCAAGAGGAUAGAGGCCAUUGAGGAAGUCACAGCAAAGUUUAUGAAGACCCUGCAGGAUUUGCUCAAUGACCUCUAUAUACUCAAGCGCACUGUUGAAACCCUCCAGAAGGAUGUGGACCUGAUGAAGUUUAUAUUUGGAAAGGUAAACCCAGAAAAAAUGGAGCUUAUUUGUGAAGACUUGAAAGUACAGAACCGGAAGUUGGGUGCCCUGCAGCGGGAAGUGGUUACCCUCCAGGACAAGGUUGGUGCUAUCCCCGAACCCAAAGACAUGGUGCUCUGGAGUGGCCUCCAUGAGGCCAUGUUCAGUCCGAGAUCUAAGGAGGAACUGGGGCAGUUUGAGGAUGAAGACCAUAUCGCACACCCCACGAAGACCUUCAUGCCUGUUGGAACCACAGGACCCCUUGAGAGACAGGAAUUCGCUCAGGCCGAUGAGUUUCGUGGCCCCCUGGGGCUACAGCAGACUCGGGGCCAGAUGUACAGGGCUCCUUUCCCAGCCAUGGAAGCUGGACCACAACACCAGGUUCCUAAAACAGGAACGCCGCUCUCAGAUCUUGAAGAAAGAGAUGAAUAUGAAUAUGGGUAUAUGGAACAGGUCCCUAGGGAUGGGGCGCCCCAGGAUGGGGUUCCCAAGGAAGAGGCUCCCCAGGAUGGGGUCACCAAGGAAGAGGCUCCCCAGGUUGGGGUCCCCAAGGAAAGGGCUCCCCAGGAUGGAGUCCCCAAGGAAGGGGCUCCCCAGGAUAGGGCUCCCAAGGAUAGGGUGCACCACCAUAGAGCCCACAGGCGCAGAGUCCCCAAAGAUGGUGCCCCCCAAGACAGCGCUUCCAAGGACACGGUCCACAAAGAUAAGGAACAGAAGGACAAGACCCCAGAAGCACAAUCAAAGCACUCUCUGUCGGCCCUAAAGAAGCUGAAGUCUGUUGCUUCAGUAGCUGCAGCAACUGCUGCGGCUUACGCAGCUGCAGCAAACACAGCCGCCCAGAGAGCCACAGCUGCUCUCAAGGCGAUCAAAGAUCCUGAAAGCAAAUUGGCUUCUUCAGCCUCAACCAUGGCGGCGGGUGGGCCUUUGGAGGCCUUUGCAGAUUUCCUGGGUUCAGGAACUAGCCCUGGGGCCACCGACAUCAUACCCUACAGUGAUGAUGAGCUGCAAGAGUUAGUUGAAACGCUGACACCAGCCACUCGCCCCACCACACCCAGAUCAGCUCUGUCCCAGGCCAUGGUGACUGCCAGCCAGGCUGUGAGUCCUGAAGAGAAGAAGGCGGCUGUCCAGUACUCUAUGAGCCACCUAGCCCAGAUGCCUGUCAGGCAUGACUCCCUCAAAGAGGAGCUUGUUCAUCUCUCAACCAAACUGAACCAGCGCUUAGAUUACCUAGCUAAAAUGGGAAGUUCUGGAAAGCUUGGUAAUGCAGUGAAUGUGCUGGAGGAAAAGAUUUGUAACCUCCAGAAAGCCAGGCUGGAGGAAGAAGAACUUGAGAGAAUUUGGGGCCACCAGAUAGAGACAAUGAAGAGUCACUACAUAGUGCUAGACAGGACAGUGGAAAAGCUCCAGAUUCGCAUGGAUGACUUCAAGACCCUCAAGGCUGAAAUCCAAAGGCUGGAUCUGAUUAAAGCUGAUAAAACCAUGAUGGAGCAGGAGCUGAGAGAAAAAGCUAACAGGGACGCCUUGGCAAGCAAGGCAAGCCGGACGGACCUGGAGGUGGUGGCGACGGAGCUGAAUGAGAUAGUUCAGAGCAUGCUCUUGAAGAUCACAACCCAGGAGGAUGACUGGAAGAAGUCGCUGAAGCAACUCAGGAAGGACCUGAACACUAAGAUAGUUCACAGUGAUCUGAAUAGCCUGAAGAAGGACAUAGAAGAAGUUUGGAAAACACUUCGAAAGCUUCUGAUAGAAGGCCUGCGAUUCGACCCUGACAGCGCUGCAGGCUUUAAAAAGAAACUGUUCGAGCGGGUGAAAUGCAUCUCCUGUGACCGGAAAAUAGAGAUGAUGACUGGCCCACACCUGAUCACCAUCCACAAUACCCAUUGGAAAGUACGGCCAGCCAGUGCCAACAGCUACGAGUAUCUGCAGCGGCAACUAAUGAGGGAACAACAGCAGCAAUUGCAUUACCAGAACUUUGGAGUCCAUGAGGAGGGUCUAGGCUCCCAGAAGGACUGGGGUGAUGGACCCCGAAAUGACACCACCUUCAAGCACAAGUCACAUGACCUGUCAACAAUCUACCCUUAUGGGGAUCCUGAGCUAAUGGACUAUGAUACUGCUGAGGUGGACAUCCUGGGAGUGGAUGGAGUCCUGUACAAAGGCCGAAUGAACAGCCAGUUUGGGACUCGGACUGGGGAGAAGGACCUGGCAGCUAUGAAGGUUUCAAGUCCCUCAGUUCAAAACAUGAAUGAUCGUGUGCGCUCUGGAUCCAUCCUUACUUCGAGCUACCCUCCCCUGGGCACCCGCACCAGCUCUGCCACCACCUAUCUACACUCACCAUCGGGUCAGCCGCCAUCCCUGUCACCAGUGCAGCAGCUACCACCACUGAUGCCACACUCAAGGGAUCCGCAGGAGGCCCCUGCAUCCACCAGGCACUUGAAAUCUCUGCGGCUGGAGUCCCUAACCAGCACACACACUAUGGAUGAACAACCCACCCAUGAGACACAAGUCCGUGACCCAACUACCAUGAGGUCCCCUUAACUCUAAGAAAGACCUGGGGCCCUGGAUCAGACCCAGAAAAUGGCGCAGGGACCCUGGAUAUAGGGGGAAGGAUCUGCAUUUG
Cricetulus griseus (Chinese hamster) is the source of this 3136-nucleotide messenger RNA. NCBI's taxonomy places the organism in Eukaryota, Metazoa, Chordata, Mammalia, Rodentia, Cricetidae. The record is from RefSeq and is a predicted model, not a curated record.